Rotaria sp. Silwood1 is the source of this 2301-nucleotide messenger RNA. The record is from the annotation of a GenBank genome assembly. NCBI's taxonomy places the organism in Eukaryota, Metazoa, Rotifera, Eurotatoria, Philodinida, Philodinidae.
AUGCCAGCAAAAAAAAGUCAAAAUAUUACUUCAAUACCACAUAUUAACAUUUUACUACUAAUUGUUGGUACACGAGGUGAUGUUCAACCAUUCAUUGCUCUCGGUCAGAUACUUUUAGCAGCUGGUCAUCGUGUUCGUUUAGCUACACAUGAAACAUUUCGUAAAUUUGUUCGUCGAAAUGGUCUAGAAUUUUUUCCAUUAGCUGGUGAUCCAGCUGAAUUAAUGUCAUUUAUGGUUAAAAAUUCCGGUAUUAUUCCAUCCAUCAGUAGUAUAGCUGCAGGUGAUCUAACAAAAAGUCGUGAUAUUAUAACUGAUAUUCUUGCUUCAACAUGGCGUGCUUGUACUGUUGAAGAUGAUGAAACAGGACAAUCAUUUACAGCUGAAGCUAUUAUUGCUAAUCCACCAUCCUAUGGUCAUAUACAUUGUGCACAAAAAUUACAAAUUCCAUUACAUAUUAUGUUUACAAUGCCAUGGUCACCGACAACUGCUUUUCCACAUCCACUAGUUAAUGUUGAUUAUUCAAAAGCAUCUAUUGAAAAAGUUAAUAUGUUAUCUUAUAGUGCUAUUGAAAUGUUUACUUGGUCGAGUAUGCGUGAUAUUGUGAAUGAAUUUCGUAAUCAAAUAUUGGGCUUACCAGCAUUACAUUCACGUCAAGCAACCUAUAUAAUGAUUGAUGAACGGGUACCUUAUACAUAUUGUUGGUCACCUUCACUUGUACCUAAACCAAAUGAUUGGGCAUCACAUAUAAAUGUUUCAGGAUUUUUCUUUCUUGAUCAUGAUGUUACUGCUGAUACAAAACAACCUGAUGAUCUAAUUAAAUUUCUUGGCCUUAAUAAUAAUCAUCAUCAUCAUCAUCAUCGAAAUGAAUCAUCAUCACCAAUAAUCUAUAUUGGUUUUGGUUCAAUUACAGGGCAUGAUUCUGAUCGUAUUCUUCAAGUUGUAUUUGAAGCAUUGAAGAAAACGGGUUAUCGUGCUGUAUUAUGUGGUCUUGCUAAAGAUGAUGAUAAAUUACCAAAAAAUGUCUUAAAAAUUGGUAAUGUUUCACAUGAUUGGCUUUUUCCACAUGUAUCAGCUGUAUGUCAUCAUGGUGGAGCAGGUACAACUGCUGCUGGUCUUCGUGCUGGUAAACCAACAAUAAUUAUACCAUUUUUUGGUGAUCAAUUCUUUUGGGGUAAUGUUAUUGAAAAGAAUGGUGUUGGUCCUCGUGCAUUACCAGGAAAAGAUUUAACAGCUGAUGAUUUAGCUAAAGCAUUUCAAUUUGUUCAUCAACCAGAAGUACGAGCUGCUGCUGAACGUAUACGUGAUGCUAUAUUAAAAGAAAAUGGAUGUGAUGAAGCAUUACAUGCAUUUCAUAAUCAUUUACCAUUAUCACAAAUGCAAAGUGAUCUUGAAUCAACUUAUACAGCAUGUUAUCAAUUAAAAGAAUAUCAUUUACAAAUAUCACGACAUGUUGCUCAAGUACUUGUCAUAUCAGGUCGUAUUGAACCAACAGAGUUAUAUUUUCAUUCAACACGAUUUUGGCCUUCAAUAUUUGAUAAUCGUAUUCAUUUACCAUUUCAUGGUAUUAUUAAACAUACACAUAAAGCUAUUGUAAAAAUAUUUUCUGAUACAACAAGUGGUGUUAAACAAGCUAUGCAUGCUGAUACAUGGACAACAAGUACAUAUAAUGUUAUUGAAGGUGUUCUGCUAGGCUUAAGUAAAGGUAUUGGUCAUCUAUGUAUAGGUUGUUUAUCUUUAUAUGGAGAAUUAACUGAUGUAUUAGAUGCUGCUCCAUCAUAUUAUGAUCCAUAUAAUGAUUCUUCUAAUCGUUCACGACCAUAUGUAUAUGAUUUUGAUACGGGUAUUCAUGCAGCUAUUUUAGCUGUUAUUUUUGGUUGGAAAGAUGGUAUUACAGAUUUUGUUAAUACACCACGAAUUGCUUAUGAACGUCAUGGAAAAUUAGGUAGUGUAGCUGGAAUAUUAGUAGGUGUUGCAAAUGGUUUAUUAAAACCUGUUGUUGGAACUUUUUCAUCUUUGACUUGGUUUUGUCGUGGUAUUUAUGCUAAUAUAAGUAAUGAAGCAUUAUUAGAUAAAGGACACGAAGCAUGUCCUAUUAAAACACUUGGUCUUGAUUCAUUAGUAUCAACUAUGAAUAAUGAAGAAUCAAAACAACAAUACACUAAUGAUACUAAACAAGUUAUUAAAAUUGCAUCGACAAUAUCAGGUUUUUCACCUGAUGUAUGUCAACAAAUUAUAACAGAAUUUGAUAAUAUUAAAAAACACAAUAUUGAUUAUCGUUCAUAUAAGCAUAAGUCACGAUAA